AUGCAAUAAGGUUGGGAGAACACGUUGUCCAUUUUUCAAGGUAGCUUAUUAGGCUUUGGUUAUAUAACUUCCAUGCUUUAUAGUGUGAUUGAAAAUCAAAGAAAUGUAUCUGAAAUACUACCUUAACGACAAUGGAGACAGAGUUUACACCUUAAAGGCAGUAGAUCCAUUGGGAAGGCCAACAUUUUCAGCCCAUCCUGCACGUUUCUCCCCAGAAGAUAAAUACUCCAGACAGAGGAUUAUCAUCAAGAAAAGAUUUGGGCUGCUUCCUACCCAGCAACCCAGGCCAGUUUAUUGACCUGAAGUUAUUCCAUGAAUCUUUUCAAAUAUGUCAUUAAUGUUCUUUAUUUGUAGAUAUUUUUGAUGCACUGUAUUGUUUUUCAUUUGUUAUCAACAUAAAAGACGUAGGUACUGGAAACAAAAUAUAUAUAUAUAGUAAUUCCAACAGAUAUGUACAUCCUAGCUUUUACAAACAAAAAUGUCAAUGAUUUUUAAAAAAAGAGAAACUGAAAAAACUGUUGGAUGUGUUCAAACAGCCCUCUCAGUGACCUUACUUUUGUUGCUUUACUUAUAAAUCUCCACUUUUCUUCAAAA
Molecule: messenger RNA, 594 nt
Organism: Limulus polyphemus (Atlantic horseshoe crab)
Lineage: Eukaryota; Metazoa; Arthropoda; Merostomata; Xiphosura; Limulidae
Gene: Nop10
Product: H/ACA ribonucleoprotein complex subunit 3-like
Exons: 3
Coding region: 104-298 (64 amino acids)
Biological process (GO): rRNA pseudouridine synthesis; ribosome biogenesis; positive regulation of telomerase RNA localization to Cajal body
Cellular component (GO): box H/ACA snoRNP complex; box H/ACA telomerase RNP complex
Molecular function (GO): box H/ACA snoRNA binding; telomerase RNA binding
Source: RefSeq, a predicted model, not a curated record